This is a messenger RNA of Liolophura sinensis, 442 nucleotides long. RefSeq lists its product as uncharacterized. Bases 23 to 442 code for a protein of 139 amino acids. The transcript is spliced from 4 exons. The record is from RefSeq and is a predicted model, not a curated record. NCBI's taxonomy places the organism in Eukaryota, Metazoa, Mollusca, Polyplacophora, Chitonida, Chitonidae.
UUUAAUCACACCGAGAUUAAAGAUGCUGAGGAUUUUUCAACUAUUCGUGAUUACCUCCCUUCUUUACGGGGCUUCUAUUGGUCACCCUGUGGAAACGCCGACAUCCAGGGUGAUGACAUGGAUACGAAAGUUCGGCAACACAAGCAUCCAUGAGUCCGUGGUUGUCGACGACAAAGAACAGACUGUGCUGAUGAUAUCCCCUGAGGCUUAUAAGAAUGACAAAGAUAACUCACUGGCGCUUCACGAUUUCCAAACUGGCCAAGUGGCCUUUCUAAACUUCAAGACCGACACAUGCUUUGUGGGUGAAAUGCCGAAGACAGAUUUCCAGUCUAUGAAGACAAUUCUAGAAAACAUGGAGAAAGUUUUGACAGCCAAGAAGAUAAAGUUCGGCAUCGAAAACAUCACACUGACGGAAAAUUCUCUCUUAGUAGCCACGUUGUAG